AUGUGGUUAAUUGGCGUGAUUUUUGUCUCUAUUCUUCCGACCUUCACCGAGGGUCUGAGUGUGCUAUUCAAACGGCAAUUUCUGGAUGGCAAGUGCAUUUCCAACAAUGGCAUAAUUUACGGCACUGGACAGGAAAUCGAGGCUCUCACAAGGGCCAGGAAUUGGAGAAGCUCACCUUUGUGUUUUUCUUCGACCCAGUCGUGUUCUUCUCCGGCGUUUCUCUCGUCGCCUGGAUUGACGUCUCGUUCCUCUCUGGGCGUCCAGGCCAAGGCCAAGGAGAUCAUCCUCUCUGACGAGUGCAGGAACAGUUUGCUCUCCGGCAUCACCAAAGUGGCUGACACGGUCAGAGUUACUCUGGGUCCGAGAGGUCGCAACAUUCUGCUCGAAAAGGAGUACGGCACACCCAUAAUCGUCAACGAUGGCGUAACAAUCGCAAGGAAUAUCGAGUUGAGCGACCGCAAGAUGAACGCGGGCGCCAAACUCAUCCAGGAAAUCGCCACGACCUCCGACGACCGCGCCGGUGACGGUACGACUUCUACGGCAGUUCUGGCAGCUGAGAUCGCAAAGAGAGGCGUAGAGUAUGUGAACCAGGGCCACAACUCGAUCCCGCUUCACAAGGGCAUCCAGAAGGUUUCCAAACUCAUCAUUGAGGAAAUAAAGACUUUGAGCAACCCAGUGAGCGGCUACAACGAUCUCCUAAACAUUGCCACCGUCGCAACUUCCGGUAAUGUUGUCAUGGGCCAAGUUAUAGCCAAGGCGUUUGACAAACUCGGUGGAAAUGCAGCGACGAUUCUGGAGGAUAAUCCGGCGCUAGAGGACGAACUCGACUUCACUGAGGGUUACACCUUUGAUCGCGGAUUCGCCAAUCCCUACUUUUUGCUCGGAGAGGAGAAGGAAGCCAUCGAAUGGGCGUCUCCCAGUAUCCUCGUCUCGGACUCCAAAAUUGACAAUCCACAGUCAAUCCUUUCCAUUCUUGAGCAUUGCGCCAAGACCAAGACUCCGCUAGUUAUCAUUGCGGAAGACUUUGGUCCUGAAGCCAUGCAGACAUUUAUCAUUAACAAGAUGAGAGGAAUGCUCAAGGUCGUUGCCGUAAAGGCGCCCUCGUUUGGAGAGAGGAGAAAGGACUAUCUACAGGAUAUUGCCAUUGCCACCGGAAGCACUUUUGUCUCCAGCGAUGUCGGAAUCAGCCUCGGGGAUGUCACGGUAGACAUGCUCGGAAACGCCAGGAAUGUCGUGAUUAAGAAGGAAAGGACGUCCAUCAUCACACUUCCACAGUUUUUGGGAAGCAUCAAGAAUAGGGUAUCGUCUCUAUUGAAGGAAAAGGAACUCAGUACAUCUCAAUUUGACAAGCAAAAAUUAGGAGAGCGUAUUGCCGCUCUCUCUGGCGGUAUUGCAAGAAUUAGAAUCGGUGCAGCCACAGAGACUGAACUGAAGGAGAAACGCCUGCGUUAUGAGGAUUCCAUAAACGCUGUAAGGGCUGCCAUGGAAACUGGAUACGUGCCAGGAGGAGGUGUAACAUACUUGGCCAUGCAAAGACCAGAAUUUGUAGAAAAGGUAAUGAAGAAUAUUGAGGAUUCAGUAAACGAGGAAUUGAACUCACCAGACUCUGAAGUUGUUGAUGGAAGAGAUGAAGAAGUAGAAAGCGAAAUUGAGCUCCAAAAGGCUGGCGCCCAGAUAGUACUCGAUGCAAUGAGUAUCAUUACCAAACAAAUUGCAGAUAAUGCCGGUACUGAUGGAUCAAAGGUCGUUGAAAGAAUUGUAAAUUCUGGUAAACCAUUCGGUUAUGGUUGGAAUGCCAAGACAAACUGCUAUGGUGACAUGAUCAAGCAAGGAGUUAUCGACCCUGCCAAGGUCAUAAUGUCCGCAGUAGAGCACUCAACCUCCGUUGCAGGUCUCGUUCUAACUACCGAAGGAAUGAUGGUCGAAAAGGAAGAAAAGAAAAAGUCCACAGACGAUGAAGCAGUGGAGGAGCCAUAUGAGUAA
Molecule: messenger RNA, 1983 nt
Organism: Theileria equi strain WA
Lineage: Eukaryota; Apicomplexa; Aconoidasida; Piroplasmida; Theileriidae
Product: chaperonin 60 kDa, putative
Exons: 3
Coding region: 1-1983 (660 amino acids)
Biological process (GO): protein refolding
Molecular function (GO): ATP-dependent protein folding chaperone; ATP binding
Source: RefSeq, a predicted model, not a curated record